Messenger RNA from Aureobasidium subglaciale EXF-2481, 457 nucleotides. RefSeq lists its product as uncharacterized. Gene Ontology annotation, cellular component: ribosome; cytosolic large ribosomal subunit. The coding region runs from base 90 to 374 and encodes 94 amino acids. Gene Ontology annotation, biological process: translation. The record is from RefSeq and is a predicted model, not a curated record. Gene Ontology annotation, molecular function: RNA binding; structural constituent of ribosome. Lineage: Eukaryota; Fungi; Ascomycota; Dothideomycetes; Dothideales; Saccotheciaceae. The transcript is spliced from 4 exons.
CAGAAUUCGCAAACCCACCUGAGAUUUCUCGAGCAGACAGCGACAACGACCGACCCUCUCACAGCCAGCCGCACAGUCGAUACUUCAAAAUGACCAAGGGUACUGGAUCUUUCGGCAAGCGCCACAACAAGACGCACGUUCUGUGCAGACGCUGCGGCUCUCGCUCCCUCCACGUCCAGAAGCACACUUGCUCCAACUGCGGCUACCCCAGCGCUAGCAUCAGAAAGUUCAACUGGGGCGAGAAGGCCAAGAGAAGAAAGACCACCGGUACUGGCCGCAUGCGCUCAUUGAAGCUCGUCACCCGCAAGUUCAGCAACGGCUUCCGCACCGGCACCCCCAAGGGCGCCCGUGGCCCCACCAACGCUUCCGCCUAAACGAUGACCUCUCCUUGAAAACAAAAAGGACUGGUUGAUCUCGAAACAUGGAAAGGAAAAUGGAAAAGCGUUUCUUGGUGGGC